AUGGACAGCUGUCUGAGAAGUUUGCAAUUAUCAAGUAAUGAAAUUGAAGAAACAAGAAUAUACUCAUGUGCAACAAGGAUAGGAAGAUAUUGAGUUACUAGUGCACUAAAUCCAUCUUAGUUAAACACCAAGAGCCUUACCAAAAGUUAGCUUUUAUAGCCUUAAAGGAUGUUCGCGUCACGACAUGCAGAAGAGUGGUCAUAAGUAGAGCAAUAAUAUAGUUUUUAAAUUGCAUCACAUUAUUUUUAGGUUCUAAUUGAUGAUCGCAAAGUAUUAUUAACAUGUUUUCCAAGUAUCAAAAAUAAUAGCACAAAUCAUAUCAGGUAUAAACUAAAUUUCAAGCACUCGUCAUAUGAGAUUUGAAUAAAGAUGUGUUUGUUCAGACAUAUUUGAAGAAAUGCACAUCACAGUAGGACUAUUCUUAAAAAAUAGCCAUCACUAACAAAUGCAUAAGGAUGAUAGGCAAAUGACUUCUAGUGCUUGAGAGACUAUCAGUACAACUAUUUUAAAAUGAUUUGGAAUAAUAACAAUUAAUCCCUACCAUCAAUUUUUGUGAGGUUCUAAAUACAGUAAGCAACAGUUGGUUUGAUAACCAGUUGUUGUGCAACAUAUGCCUCCUUUUUUAGAUCCUCCCAAUUAUAUUAGGGCUGACAAUAUUUAUUCUAUUAAAAAGUAAGAGACUGAACAAUAAGGUUGCAGUCGCAGUUUCUUGCAUUAUAUAUAAGGCUACAUGCAUCAGCUGUGACAGCAUUGACAGUUCUUCAUAAAUCGCAAGAAUAUUCAAGAAACAGCUGAUAAGAUCAAUAAACACAAACCUGCCCAAUCCUGUUAAAUUAUCGACAUAAAAUUUCUGUCGCAGCUAAUGGUACACAAUUUAAGAAUGGAUUCAAAUGUACUACAAGUGAAUCGAUUAUGUAGAUGUAAAACCCUACAAUACUGA
Paramecium octaurelia is the source of this 940-nucleotide messenger RNA. Lineage: Eukaryota; Ciliophora; Oligohymenophorea; Peniculida; Parameciidae. The record is from the annotation of a GenBank genome assembly.